AUGGAGAUUGUUGCUCCACUCAGUGUAUUUGCGGGCACCCAGAAUCAGCCGUAUCCUGAGGUAGAAUCCUCUCCGCUCCGUAACGAAGGCGUUUAUUACAAUCCAUUCUCCGAUACUCUUGGGCCGUCCGACCGUUACUUGAAGUACUCGGGGGAUGUUUUGGGAAAAGGCGCGUUCAAAACUGUCUAUAGGGCGUUUGAUUUGAUAGCAGGCCGAGAGGUGGCUUGGAACGAGGUCGUCCUCGACACUCUGGAGCCAAUGGCAUCAAGCAAGCUAUUUCAGGAGAUCAAGGCUCUCAAAGAUGUUGACCACGAGAAUAUAAUUAAGCUCUAUGAUCAUUGGUUCGAAGGUAGCAAUCUGCUCAUCUUCACGACUGAGCUCAUGCCGUCUGGGUGCCUAAAGAAGUACUUGAAGAAGAACCCCACAGCCCUGACAACCCCUGUGCUUAAGAGUUGGGCCCUUCAGAUCUUAGAAGCCCUAAACUACAUGCACACGUGUCAACCAAAGAUAAUCCAUCGCGACAUUAAGGCACAAAAUAUAUUUAUUAACGGGGCCACUGGUGUUGUUAAGGUCGGGGAUCUGGGUCUGUGCGCUUCGCUAGGCCUUCAAUCUACAGCAGUCAGUUGCAUAGGGACACCUGAGUUUAUGGCGCCUGAAACAUACAGCAAUGCACACUAUGAUGAGAAGGUGGAUAUCUAUGCAUUCGGUAUGUUGCUGUUGGAACUUAUUACGCGCGAUACCCCAUACCUAGAGUGUGCGAAUAUAGUUGAUGUGCUCAAGAAGGUCGAGGGCAAUAUCCCACCGAACGGGCUAAAUAAAGUUGUUCACAAGGAGAUGAAGGACCUUAUAUUGCUAUGUAUUAAUAAGGAUCCCUCUGCUCGCCCGAGUGCACGCGAGUUGCUAAGCAAGCCCUUUCUGUCAAAUAUGUCCGACACAGGAAAGCUCACCACCGAUGCAAAGGACCAUGGACCCUCUGCACAAGUAUCUCUUGGAACACAUGAACAAACUAUGCAGUCAACAGGCCAUACUGCUGUUAACGCGGCUCAGACAGCUCUAAAACUUCCACAGCAAUCCUCUCUACCAAUUUCUUCGCCACGUGGUCCUCAGCAGUCCCACAUUCCACAGUCUUUAUCUAAGCCUGUGUGCCCGGCGAGCAUGGGCGUUAGUGUUGUUAAUGUUGCUGUGCCCACUACAGCAGUGACAAACUCUUUGAGCCAUGUGCUUGCUUCUGAGACUGUGUCCACUGAUCAGUCAGGCUCUAUUCUCCAUGUUCCUGCCAAUUUAGAUACAGCCUCUUCAGUUGUAAUUAAGCGCAGACCAACCAAGUCUAGUCUCACGUCUCGCAUCAACGUUGAAAUUUCUCUUCCGAAUCAAGUAUCUUUUGUCUACGUACUUUCUCUGAUGGACAAACCGGUGGAGAUUGUCGAUGAGUUGGAAAUGGUCCAUGACAAUGUAGGGUUGUAUAGAGAGGAGCUCCUGGUUAGGCUUCAGCAAUUCCUUGACGAGAAUAUGAUUGAUAAAUCUGUUGUUGAUCCCGCACUCGAUAAGGAGGAUGCCCCCAAAGUGAUAUCUUCGGAUUCUCUUCCUGCCCCAGAAGCAAAGGUGGAUCCAUUAGGAGAUAACCAGAACGUUGAUGAGCAGUUCACCUGUGCUAUGCAGGAACUCAAUGGUUAUCUGAUGAUCCAUACAGAUAUAAUUCCAGAAUAG
Molecule: messenger RNA, 1707 nt
Organism: Giardia duodenalis
Lineage: Eukaryota; Fornicata; Diplomonadida; Hexamitidae
Product: Kinase, WNK
Exons: 1
Coding region: 1-1707 (568 amino acids)
Biological process (GO): protein phosphorylation; intracellular signal transduction
Cellular component (GO): cytoplasm
Molecular function (GO): ATP binding; protein serine/threonine kinase activity
Source: RefSeq, a predicted model, not a curated record